Molecule: messenger RNA, 5823 nt
Organism: Plectropomus leopardus (leopard coralgrouper)
Lineage: Eukaryota; Metazoa; Chordata; Actinopteri; Perciformes; Serranidae
Gene: dalrd3
Product: DALR anticodon binding domain containing 3
Biological process (GO): tRNA C3-cytosine methylation; arginyl-tRNA aminoacylation
Molecular function (GO): arginine-tRNA ligase activity; ATP binding; tRNA binding
Source: RefSeq, a predicted model, not a curated record
ACUCUGUCAUAAACUUGAUGUCGCUAUUAGGCACAGUCUACUGGUCCAACACGGAAAUUCACCUCGGAAGAAACACGGAUUGCACUUCUCUAGUUCCGCAGAGAAAAAAAACAGCCAAUGCAGUCCUCCUCUACAGCCAAUAUCUGACAUCGAUCAGUGAUCAACCGCACGGCUGGAAACUGGCAUGUAUUUCGGCAGUGUUGAAGCUUAGCUUUAGCACCGAUCAGUGAGACAGUGUUUGACCGGAGGAUAUGAGCAGGGUGUGGGUGUGUUGAUAGCCUGGUAGCAAGCUCACCUGUUUGUGUUGUGGUGGUCAUGGAGAACAUCGAGGAGUCCUCGCCCCUCCGGAUCACCCCGACCGUCCGGGCGCUGAGCUCCGCACUGCGGGGGAAGCGCGAACAUGUCCCCGAGUCCAGCCGGGAGAACGGCGACAGGAUCUUCCCGGAGCCGGAGAAGCUUUGGUUCAAGGAGAGCAGCGCUAAAAACCUGCGUAACAGGGACUUCUUAUCGCCGACAACGAUGCUUAACACGCUGUAUGCGGAUGGACAGGUCCCUCCAGCAGUGAUGUCCAGAGUGCUGUCCCUCCGCGGCAGUGGGGUUCUCCCUGUGGCUGGUGGGGAGGUCAUGGGUGAGGGGUUGAGGGUGAGGGUGGAUCGAGCCGCAGCCUUCAGGGCUGUCCUGGCAGAUGGAGCCACAGAGUACUUGAAGCCUUCAAGACAGAGGCAAGGCUGUGUGGUGCUAAACUGCCCUGCGCUGCACCCCAAACCCAACACACCCACUCCUGAUACACUGACUCUGGGCCAGCUGAGGACUGUUCUGUUGGCUGACCACAUGGGGGCGCUGUUGAGGAGACAAGGAUUUGCAGUGUCCUAUUGCCCCACGCUCCCUGAAGACAGCGACAUUGUCACCUUUCUCCGAGCUCUGGGCAUAGACUGGCCGACAGCCCCAGCCAACUGGACCAAUGAGGAGCGGGAGGAGAAGAUCCAGGAGGCGCUGGAGAACUCCCCGUACAAAGAGAGGGAAACAGAGAGAGGCAGGAGGACCAGUGGAGGAGGAGGGAGGAAGGUGGAGGAGGGGGAGAACGAGGGAGCGCUCAGGAUCAACCUGAAACGAGCGUUCCAGGAGGAAGGGCUGCUGGGAUACGACCCCAGCCUUGGUACCUGCACAGUACACAGAGACAGUGUUUCCCAUCUGGCACAACUGGACCUAGCCACUGCUGACUGCACAGUAGCCAUGGCAACAGCUUUACAUGUGACUUCCUGUCAAGAUGAGUUCCGCCAACAGCAGAUAGCAGUGCUGUGGAGAGCCAGUGGAGCAACACACACACAGAGACAUCUGGUAUGUGGGCCUGUGAAGACUCCUGGUUCUCACCUCACUGCUGCACAAUAUCUGCAGCUAAGAAGAGGUCAGAUGAAGGAGGCCUCAGAGAUGAAGUAUGGAGAUCAAGUCGAAGGUCAGACGUGGGAUGACAUCAUCAGGGUCAUGACCUCUGCCACAGUCAGAUUUGAGCUGCUGUCAACAGUCCACACCAGUCCUGUGACACUGGAUGUCCAGAGGGAAGGGGGCGUGUCCACCAAAGGGCCAAGAGGAGGAGUGUUUGUCAUGUAUAACUGUGCCAGGCUGCACACUCUGUUCGACAGCUACGAGAGAGGAGUGGAGAAGGGUCUGUAUCCAGAAAUCCCUGAAGGUUCCCAGCUAGACUUCUCAGCUUUGAAAGAAGAGGGCGAGUGGCUCCUCCUGUUCAAUUACCUCAUUCCGUUCUCCGAGCUGCUGGACCAAUCAGGACAAGCGUUAGACUGUGAAGGGGGAGGAGCCAGAGUCAGUAUUAAGACUGAACAGAUCUGUAAAUUCCUUGUGUCUCUCAGUAAAGAUUUCAGCUCAUACUACAACAGAGUCCAUGUGCUGGGGGAGCCGCUGCCUCAUCUCUUCAACCAGAUGUUUUGUCGUCUGCAUCUGUUGAGAGCAUUGAGAGAACUCUACCACAGCGCUCUGGACACCCUGAACCUUCCCCCCAUCAGGCAACUAUAGCCUCGACACAAUUUACUUAUCCUGUGAUCACUGUUGGCCCUACCUCCCUAACCAUCUCACAUUAUCACCUAUGUAGUUUAAUUGUAGCUCCACUCACAGACUUCAUUUAGUGAUGAUAAUGUGUUAAGACGCUCAGUUACCUUUCCCUGUUUUUGGCAAGGCACAUCUGUGGCUUUUACAGUUAAUAAUGAGAUACUCCGUAAGUAGCCAAUUGUCAGUGAUUACUGUAGCCGGACAUUAUGUAACUGAAAAAAUAUUCAAAGGAUGUCAUUACCCAUCAGUCAUGUACUACGUACAUGUCCGUAAACUUUGAAGUCUGCACACCGAGUUAAACUUGAUCUGGGCAGAUUAAUUUUCCUGAGAAGUUAAAGCAGUUUUUCGAGAAAUAGUUUGACUUUUUCGAAGUCCUCUAAUUUGUCUUUUACUGAGAGUUAAAAACGAAGAUUGAUACCACUUUGAUGUCUGUACAGUAAAUUUGAAGCUAGCUUAGCAUAAAGACUGGAAGCAGGGGGAAACAGCUGGCUUGACUCUGUCCAAAGGUAACAAUCAGCAAUUCAUAUGUUAUGUCUUUUAAUUUGGUCAAAGUGUAAAAACAUGAUGUGUUGGACUAUUUUGUGACUAGGGUUAAAAAGUUAUUGGUCCCAGUUGAGAAGAGUCUGACACAUGAUCCCUUAAAAACGCUGAAUUUUUUCUUUUACAUUUCAGUUGUUUUACACAGGAAACAAAACAACUGAAGUACAACAUCAUGUUGUCAGGGUGCUUGUGAAUUUGGGCUGCUCAUAUUUACUGUACAUAUGUGAAAGUGGUAAGAAACGAGCUAAUAUUGCCCAAAAUGUCAGAGUAUUUCUUUCAGUGUGGAUUUGUAACUAAAUCUAAAUUUACCCUUUCAUAAAAAAAAAAACACUCUAAAAAAUCCAAAUCUACAGUGACUACAUUUACAUGCACUCUAAUAUUCCACUGCUGUUCUGAAUAUGAUAAUAUUAUGAAUUUAAUGAGGGUCAUGUAAACAGCAUAUUCCGUUCAGAGAUUCCAAAUUAGGCUUUAUUUCGAAUUGAGCAUUUUCGGAAUAAGACGUGGGAUAUGUAGGUAUUAAUCAUGUUUUAAUAGCAUUAUUUGGGCAUGUAGACAGUGCAUUUGGAAUAUGUGUCUCAAUCAGAGUUUCUUCCUCAGUUGUGCAACACAUGGCCUCUUGACUGUUUACGGUCAGCUCUGUGCGUUGUCAUGGAUAUGUUGUACACAAACUAACUGACCAACAGUUUGCAAGGCUUUGGCAGAGAUGCAUGCCCAAAACUAAAGCCCGCAUUUUUGGUCUUAAGAAGAAACACACCUACUAUUGAGCAUUAUGAAAGACUUGAAUAACAACAGUUUUUUGUAUAUGUGCAAAUAUCGCAACGCCAACCUUUUCAAAAGGGUGGUUGAAAUAAUGAAAGAGGAAGGCUGUAUGUGCACAGUCAAACACGUCUGCCUCUGGUGUACCAUUUCUAGAAAAUCCUAUUUAGAUGCAAAGAGGCAAAAAAAACUGUGGCUCCAGCCGAUCCACUUUUCUGUGUUUUGACAUGAUAAACGACAAGUUAGUAUUCACACCUGCAUGUAAGCGGGAACAGUUGUGGAACAUUGUUUUUAAUAAGUCAUGUAAACAGCUUUGUAGGAAUAUUGUCUCUUUCGGAGAACGGGGAAAAAACAGACUAUUUGUGCAUGUAAAUAUACUCACUGUCUCAGUUAGCAAAGAUGGGGUUUUUUUUCUGUUGAAGUCCUACUUUGUAAUUUCCAUGUCUGCUCUACUCAUGCGACCAUAGGUGACAUUUAUAUGCCCUUUUAACAAAAACUUUUCCCCCAUUUGGUGCCAAAAUUCCAUCAGUUGUCGAGACACAUAUUUAAAUUGUAUUAAGACCCCCCAGAUAUUGUCAGAUAUUACAUUAAUAAUCUCCUCUUUGAAACAUACAAGUGUCUUGGUCACUGCCUGAAAAAAAAAAAAAAAUUUAAAAAAAAAGUUUUUUAGCUGUCAGAGCUCCUAUUUCAUGUAUGUUAGCCACCUUGUAUUUAUCAAUGCCACACGUAUAUUUAUUGUUAGUUAAAAAAUAAAUCUGUACAGAAUAUAUAUUCUGCAUACAAGUCUUAAUUGCUGUUUAUAUGAUUAUUCAGAGCCCUUCGAUCACAGUUACCCUGCUUGACAAAUCACAGAUGUUCAGUAUCAAACCACAUGUACCAGAUAUAACCGGUGUUCAUAAGUUAUUGACAAAAACAGCGUUUAGGGCAUCGUGCCAUAACAUUAGGGGAUGCAUGAAGUGGCAUGAAAAUAAUAUAUAUGAAGAGUUUUAUGCCAAAAAUGUUAUUUAUAAAUUUUGGUAAUGAUCUUAAAUUGAUCCUUGAAAUGUGAAUUGUGUUGCCAUUUCAGUUACCUACUGUCUCUUAAAAUGUGCCAUAGCUUGUUUUAACUUAAUGCUCCACAUUAUUUUGUAAGUUGAUGUUGUUUUUUUAAAGUGAAUAUCUCAUGUUGAAACAAUAACAGUUAGUGUGCACAAGUAUCAAAUAUCUUACUCACUUCUCACUGCAUGAAAUGUCGUUUGACCCUCUGCAAAUGUUGCUUGUCCCUGGAUUUUUGUAAUCGACUUUUUUUUUAAAAUUUUACUUUCUAUAGAAUAGGGAAUGGGAUGUUAACAAUAUGCAGAUUUAUUUACAGUGACUGUCUUGUUAACCACAGCUGCAAUUACCACAGUAUUAAAGUAGGUGAUUUUUCAUACCUUACACUGUUUAUUGUCUCAUCGUAUCUGUAAACAGAUGUACUGUAUAUCACAGAUACAGUAUGUUUAUGUUAGCCAUUGAUGUGUUUCUCUUGCUGCCAUGUUUUUAUCCCUCAGGCCUUAACAUCUCUGACCUUCUUCUCUUAUCUCUUAUACUUUUCUUCCUCCUCUUUGCCACCGUAACUCCCACCUCCUCGCUGUGAGCCCUUAUAUCUCUUUAUCCUGCACUGUAUUAUAUGCUCACAUUCAGAGCUUAAGCUUGCCUGUACUAAUUUUAGCACCUCUGGUUUUCAAGUUCUUUCCAUGUUUUUCAUGGGCAUCAUGAAAAUUGUGAUUUAAAAACUUUUCAGAAACCAAACAGCUACAAGAUGACCCCAAAUGCUUGGAGAAAACUGGAGAAAAAUAAUUCUUUCAGAAAAAGAAAUCAUUACUCAUCAAACACGACCUUGUUUUCAAUAGUAAAAAAUAGACAUGAAUACCUCACCCACAAAACUAUCGUUUAUAUAUCAAGUACUCAAAUCCUGGUUCAUUGAAUUUGUUAAGAAAAAAUGUUUUUCUCACAUACCCCCAUGGUGAGCAAAGAAUCCUAAAACAAGUUGAUUUCUUGAAGUGUUUUUAAUAAUAAGGUUUAAGAGAAAAUGCACGUGUUUGGGAAGCACUGGGCAUACAACUGGAUAAAUGAGGAUCAUAUGAGGAUCAUAAGGAUUUUUGUCAUUUUUGGAUGACUUAUCCAGCUUGUCAAAAACAAAGUUUUCCUUCCAAAUUCAAUUUAUCACAGAGUGAGUAACUGAUAUACAAAUGGUCAUUGGGGAAUGAUUUAUUCCUUUAAAUUCUGAAAUGAAACAAAGUAAAUUCAGUGUAACAACACUGACAGCUCAACCUCACGUCACAUCCUCUCUGAGCCUGAAAAAUGUCUACAUAUGCCUCUGACUCUUAAGUAUACUUGUCUAUCUGGAUGCAUAUAAUACUGUCAAACUCGCUCCUACACACAUCUGUGCACCUACAGUUUCUGUGUCUUUCUUGUCUGCAGAAUUAAAAUAACCAUGACAGACUC